UGGAAGCACUUUAAAACAAUUCAAUAUAAAAGAAUUUGAUUCCGUACAAUGUGAAAACCGUAAAAUUAUUGCUCAUGGUGGAUUUUCUCAUGUAUAUUCUAUCGUAUUCCAAGGAAAAUCAUACGCUUUAAAACGUUUAAAUAAAAACGAUAAUGAAGCGAGUAAAUUAUUAAAACGUGAG
Messenger RNA from Racocetra fulgida, 181 nucleotides. The record is from the annotation of a GenBank genome assembly. NCBI's taxonomy places the organism in Eukaryota, Fungi, Glomeromycota, Glomeromycetes, Diversisporales, Gigasporaceae.